Messenger RNA from Pygocentrus nattereri (red-bellied piranha), 1949 nucleotides. RefSeq names its product U-box domain containing 5 (gene ubox5). Bases 204 to 1925 code for a protein of 573 amino acids. Gene Ontology annotation, molecular function: ubiquitin-ubiquitin ligase activity; ubiquitin protein ligase binding. Gene Ontology annotation, cellular component: nucleus. Gene Ontology annotation, biological process: protein polyubiquitination. The record is from RefSeq and is a predicted model, not a curated record. NCBI's taxonomy places the organism in Eukaryota, Metazoa, Chordata, Actinopteri, Characiformes, Serrasalmidae. The transcript is spliced from 5 exons.
GAUAUGAAGGAGCGGAAAACUUGGAGCAGGAAAAGCCAAAAGGCCUCGUAGGAGCUGCUUCCGAGGUCCGCGGCGCUCUUUACUGUAAACCCGCACAGCGGCGGCGUCACGCCGCGCAGCUGCCAGGGAGGCUGAGGCCGAGGAGGUGCCAGCUCGGGGAACUUGGGGCUCAGGUUUCAGCCCCUGUGGGAGGUCACCUGACCAUGGUUGUCGACCUCUGCCUGCCACAUUUUCAAACCACUGCUCACUGCAACAAGCUGUGCGCAGAUAGUUACGAUGUUUCCAAUCUACUCUCUGGCGAUCCUGCAGCUCGUCGUAGAGGUUUUAAACUGGAGUACUUCCUGCGUCCCCCGCUACACGUUACCCUGCACUUCCAGACGAGAGUCGAGUUGUGUCGUGUGGAUAUUGAACUUUGGCCCUGUGGUAUGGACCAAGGCAGCAUCACCAGGAGGCUUGAAAUCUUCACUUGCUCUGAUCUCGCCUCCAAGACCUCAGAAUGUGCUCAAGAGACCGGACAGUUUAAGCUUGUGGGACGUUGUGAUUUGAGAGAAGAAAUCCUUGUGUGCUUUAAACAUUCCAGUUUCAGACAUCGAGCUCCCUUUCUUGAGCCCCCACCUGAGCCUACAGCCCAGGUAAAGCAGCAUGAGCUGUGGAGCCGGGGCCUGCAGUCACUUAGAUCAGUAGCCCAGCUUCGUGUCUCUUUACCUUAUGGUGGGGCUGCUUCUGCCCUGGGAAUCAAGUCUUUAGCAGUGUGGGGCAUCCCGGCUCAUUGUUGUCCUCCUUUAGAGCUGGAGAAGUUUCAGAAAGCCCAUUUUAAGAGCUUGAAACCAAAGCCUCCUGCUGUAUCACUGGUCUCACCUGUUACUACCUCUGCCUGUUCUGCUAGGCCAAACCCCACGUCCUCAGAAACCCAUAUUCCAGAAGAGUUCCUGGACCCUUUAACCCAGGAGCUCAUGGUUCUGCCAGUGAUCUUGCCCAGUGGCAUGGUUGUGGACAGUAGCACCUUAGAGGAGUACCAAAAACAGGAAGCCACUUGGGGGCGUUUGCCAAAUGACCCCUUCACUAGUGUUCCUUUUACAAAAGACUCAAAACCGCUUCCUAACCCGCUUCUUAAGAGCCGCAUUGAUAGUCUGAUGCUACAGACUGGAUGCACACGAGUCGGGAGCAGAAACAAUCUACUGAACAAACCCAAACCUUCCAAACUCACAGGUCUAUCACGUACUGAAAGCCCUUCUGGCUCAGCAGAUUUGGUUAGUGUUCAGAGCUCACUAGCUGGACCUAAUGAGACAGAGAUCCAGCAGGUGCAAUCAGCAGGUUCUGACAUCACAGAAAAACUACAUAAGGACACCAUCAGUAGCAAUACAAGCCAUAGUAAAGUAAAUGAAUCCAGGUUCAUUCAAUCUGGAAGUUGUGGAGAAAGACAAAGGUUUAUGGUGAAGUCUGUAACUGAAACCUACAGUACUGGAACAGAGAACCUGAGGCAUUGUACUAAAAGGAAACAUCAGUCAGACCUUUCAGCUAAUACGGACUGGAUGUCUACUUAUUCAUCUCCUUUAUCCAAAAUGCCCAAAACUGAUGCAAGCCUCAUCCUCCCGACAGACUCUAGCCAGUCCUCUCAUGAGCAACGCCUGUCAGACAGUUUAGACCAAGCACUGAGUUCUGCUCUGAAUGGUUUACCAAGAUAUACCUCACAAAGCAAGCCAGAACCAGAGACCACAUCAGGACAGAGCCAGUGCGGGUCAUGCUCUUGUUCUUUGACUGUUUACUCCACAACCCCACCUGCUUACGCGUUGCCCUGCAGUCACCUGCUGUGUCGAUCAUGCCUGCGGCGUGAGCACCUUCCCAGCUCACAGAGACUGCCCAUCACAUGCCCCACAUGUAAAGCAUCUGCCUCACCCAGCACAAUCACACGAGUGCAUCAUUAAACAUAUCUUACUGUUGCCUGUGAA